Glarea lozoyensis ATCC 20868 is the source of this 567-nucleotide messenger RNA. Its product is annotated as Pre-PUA. Gene Ontology annotation, molecular function: RNA binding. NCBI's taxonomy places the organism in Eukaryota, Fungi, Ascomycota, Leotiomycetes, Helotiales, Helotiaceae. Gene Ontology annotation, biological process: ribosome assembly; ribosomal large subunit biogenesis. The record is from RefSeq and is a predicted model, not a curated record. Bases 1 to 567 code for a protein of 188 amino acids. Gene Ontology annotation, cellular component: preribosome, large subunit precursor; nucleolus; nucleus. The transcript is spliced from 2 exons.
AUGCGUCCUCUUACCGAAUCGGAAACUCAGACUCUGUUCGCAAAGCUUGCGAACUAUACUGGAACAUCGCUGAAGAACCUCAUUGCGCCGCUAGACAAUGGGCCAAACGCAGAUCGAUAUGUCUUUAGAAUACAACAGUCUCGGUGCUACUACGUGCGCCUUUCCUUGUCAAAUCUCGCGACUUCAAUAGCCAGAGACAAGCUUUUGUCUUUAGGAACAUGUUUAGGAAAGUUUACCAAGUCUGGAAAGUUCCGCCUCCACAUCACAGCUCUUCCCAUCCUCGCAGAACACGCACGAUAUAAGGUCUGGGUGAAGGCCAAUGGAGAAAUGCCAUUCCUUUAUGGGGGACACAUUGUCAAGGCGCAUGUCGGUCGAUGGUCGGACGAUUGCCCAGAACAUCAGGGAGUUGUGGUAUACAGCAUGAACGAUACGCCAUUAGGAUUUGGAGUUACGGCGAGAAGUACGCAGGAAGCGAGACGGUUGGAUCCAACUGGAAUUACCUGCUUUCGACAGGCGGAUUGUGGAGAGUAUUUGCGGGAUGAGGAUAGUCUUUUUGCGACCAGCUGA